AUGGAUGUUAAAUUUUUGAGAGAAUAUAAGGAAGUAAGGUGUUUUGCUUCGUGGUCUAAUACUGGAAACAAGGAUCAACUAAUUGGCCAAAUAUAUGAGGACAGUGAAAGUGACAGUGGGUCUGAUUCUGACAGCAGUUGUAAUGAUGAUAGCAGUGACGAAUCCAGUAGUGAUGAGGAUAAGGUAUUUGAAUUUAUAAUUGAUAAUGAUGGCAAUGUGGUAUCUCAGACUGAAUCGCUCCCUGUUACUGAGGGACGCAGUGAUCCGUUGACCGACAACGCCCGUGAUUUUCCCCCGCUGUACCCGCGUCGGGAUGUUGAUGCCGUUAAUUUCGAUAUGCCCGCCAUGAUUUCUCACAAGAAGCGUCGCCGAACACAGGAUGAUGCGGCAGAUGAACCUUCACCAUUGGCUCGCCCUUCCGAUGGGCCUCUAGUAAAGGACUCCCUUUCUGAGUCUGAAAUCGUGGAUGAGGACGCCACAGGUGCUUUCACGCCUGUGCAGAAGAUCCCUGACACCUUUACAUCUUCCGUUGUUCCUGUUGUCCAGGACGCCCCUUCGGAGACGCCCGUGAAAGAACCUGCUUCCGGUUCCCACGUUUCUUCUCCGGUGUUCUCGGACAUUUAUCCUGUCGACUCUGUUUCCUAUCCCCCUUCUGCGACUUCUGUCGCCCCCUCUGGGUCACAGCCUUCUCCCAUGAAACAACUGAUUGAUUCUGAAGUGCCAGUGGAUCCCGUUGUUAUUCACGGACCGUCCCUCCUUGAACCUAUGCCUGCGGACGAGUUGGAUGUAGAGGCCUCUCCCUCGCAAUCUGAAACGGAAUACCUACAUGAUGCUCCCACGCCAGCGAACGCGGCAGCGUCGGCGCCGCGGAGUCGCAGUAGAACCCGUAAACAGCCACAGAGCGCAGCGUCACGGCCGAAGAAAAAGCAGUGGGAAGAUAAGGGUUCUGUUUCGUAG
Messenger RNA from Schistocerca serialis cubense, 957 nucleotides. Its product is annotated as cell surface glycoprotein 1-like. NCBI's taxonomy places the organism in Eukaryota, Metazoa, Arthropoda, Insecta, Orthoptera, Acrididae. Bases 1 to 957 code for a protein of 318 amino acids. The transcript is spliced from 2 exons. The record is from RefSeq and is a predicted model, not a curated record.